Molecule: messenger RNA, 4986 nt
Organism: Chionomys nivalis (European snow vole)
Lineage: Eukaryota; Metazoa; Chordata; Mammalia; Rodentia; Cricetidae
Gene: Farp1
Product: FERM, ARH/RhoGEF and pleckstrin domain protein 1
Exons: 27
Coding region: 461-3610 (1049 amino acids)
Cellular component (GO): cytoskeleton
Molecular function (GO): guanyl-nucleotide exchange factor activity; cytoskeletal protein binding
Source: RefSeq, a predicted model, not a curated record
UGCCGAGGGCCCGGCCCAGGCCCAGGGAGGGGCGGUGGUGUCCCGCACUUCCCGCUCGCCAGCCUCGGAGGCGGCUAGUCCCGGCGCGGGCGCAGCAGCUGCGGAGAGCGGGAAGAGGGGCGAAGAAGGAGCGGGGCGGGGACGCGGCCACCGCCCGCUCUGCGCCGCUCCUCUCCGUGCGAGUGGCGCUCCGGCCCGGCGUCGAGGCGGCCACGGCGACCCGGAGCGCGCUCCCCACCCACCCCGCCUGCUCCGCCCUCCCCUCCGCCCCGCGCCACCUUUGAUGGCUCGGACCUCAGCCGGCCGCCGCCUGCCUAGUUCGCGCGCCCUCCGCCCGCGGGGACCCCUCGCUCGCCGCCGCCGCCGCGCCCUCACCAGCCCUGCAGCCCGCAGCCCGCAGCACGCAGCCCGGACCCGGAGCCUCCGGAACCGCCGAGAUAUCAUAUAAGCUGCUUUCAUCAUGGGAGAAAUAGAACAGAAGCCCACCCCCGCAUCACGUCUGGGGGCCCCGGAGAAUUCGGGGAUCAGCACCUUGGAACGAGGACAGAAACCACCGCCCACACCUUCAGGAAAACUCAUGACCAUCAAAAUCCAGAUGCUGGAUGACACCCAGGAGACCUUUGAAGUUCCACAACGAGCUCCCGGGAAGGUGCUGCUGGACGCCGUGUGCAACCACCUCAAUCUUGUGGAGGGCGACUACUUCGGCCUGGAGUUCCCUGACCACAAAAAGAUCAUGGUGUGGCUGGACCUCCUGAAGCCCAUUGCAAAACAGAUCCGAAGGCCAAAGCAUGUUGUUCUUAAGUUUGUUGUGAAAUUCUUCCCACCUGACCACACACAACUCCAAGAGGAACUCACAAGGUACCUGUUCGCUCUGCAGGUGAAGCAGGACUUGGCUCAGGGCAGGCUGACAUGUAACGACACCAGCGCUGCCCUCCUGAUCUCACACAUCGUACAGUCCGAGAUUGGGGAUUUUGAUGAAGCCUUGGACAGAGAACACUUAGCAAAAAAUAAGUACGUACCCCAGCAGGAUGCGCUCGAGGACAGAAUCGUGGAGUUCCACCACGGGCACAUUGGACAAACCCCGGCAGAGUCAGAUUUCCAGCUCCUGGAGGUGGCCCGUCGGCUGGAGAUGUACGGAAUCCGGUUGCACCCUGCCAAGGACAGGGAAGGCACCAAGAUCAACCUUGCUGUCGCCAACACGGGAAUUCUAGUGUUUCAGGGUUUCACGAAAAUCAAUGCUUUUAACUGGGCCAAGGUGCGGAAACUGAGCUUCAAGAGGAAGCGCUUUCUUAUCAAGCUCCGACCGGAUGUGAACAGCUCAUACCAAGACACCCUGGAAUUCCUGAUGGCCGGCCGAGACUUCUGCAAGGCCUUCUGGAAAAUCUGUGUGGAGCAUCACGCCUUUUUUAGACUCUUUGAAGAACCCAAGCCGAAACCAAAGCCAGUUCUCUUCAGCCGAGGGUCGUCGUUCCGGUUCAGUGGUCGGACUCAGAAGCAAGUUCUCGACUAUGUUAAAGAAGGAGGCCACAAGAAGGUGCAGUUUGAAAGAAAACACAGCAAGAUCCAUUCCACCAGGAGCCUUUCUUCACAGCCCACAGCAUCAAACUCAGAAGUGCCAAAACAGUCUCCACAGAACGCCAGCCUUACAUUUGGAGAAGGGUCUGAGUCUCCCGGCAGCCAGAGCUGCCAGCAAGCCAAGGAAGCGAAAGUCUCUACCUUGGAGUCGGGUCCACACCAAAGCCCCGCUCCUCCGUCCAAGAGCUCUCCGGGGAGCAGAGCUGCAGACGGAACCGCCGUGGUGCCGCCUGAGGAAGAGGAAGAGGAGGAGGGUGGCAAGGAGGGCGCCCAGCCAAGUCAACGUCAGCCCCCACAGCCAAGCACAGGCUCCCUGACUGGCAGUCCUCACCUUUCAGAACUGUCCAUCAACUCACAGGGAGGAGUUGCCCCGACCAACACGACCUUGUCUCCCAACCUGAGUCCCGACACCAAGCAGGCCUCCCCCUUGGUCAGCCCGCUCCUGAAUGACCAAGCGUGUCCGAGGACCGAUGACGAGGAAGAGGGCCGGCGAAAGAGAUUCCCGACCGACAAGGCCUACUUCAUUGCUAAGGAAGUGUCCACCACUGAGCGAACGUACCUGAAGGACCUCGAGGUCAUCGCUUCGUGGUUUCAGAGCACGGUCAGCAAAGACGACUCCAUGCCUGAAGCCUUGAAAAGUCUCAUUUUCCCGAAUUUUGAACCUUUGCACAAGUUUCAUACCAAUUUUCUCAAGGAAAUCGAGCAGCGACUUGCCCUGUGGGAAGGCCGCUCAAAUGCCCACAUCAGAGGAGAUUACCAAAGAAUCGGGGAUGUCAUGCUUAAGAACAUCCAGGGCAUGAAGCACCUGGCAGCCCACCUGUGGAAGCACAGUGAAGCCUUGGAGGCGCUGGAGACGUCCAUCAAGGGCUCCCGGCGGCUGGAGCAUUUCUGCCGAGACUUCGAGCUGCAGAAGGUGUGUUACCUGCCACUCAACACAUUCCUCCUGCGCCCGCUGCACCGGCUCAUGCACUACAAGCAGGUCCUGGAGCGGCUCUGCAAGCACCACCCUCCGAGCCACGCUGACUUUAGGGACUGCCGAGCUGCGCUGGCAGAGAUCACAGAGAUGGUGGCACAAUUGCACGGGACAAUGAUCAAGAUGGAGAACUUCCAGAAGCUGCACGAGCUCAAGAAAGAUUUGAUUGGCAUCGACAAUCUUGUGAUCCCAGGAAGGGAGUUCAUCCGCCUGGGCAGCCUCAGCAAGCUCUCCGGGAAGGGGCUCCAGCAACGAAUGUUCUUUCUGUUCAACGAUGUCCUGCUGUACACCAGCCGGGGGCUAACAGCAUCCAAUCAGUUUAAAGUCCAUGGGCAGCUUCCGCUGUACGGGAUGACGAUCGAGGAGAGCGAAGAGGAGUGGGGCGUGCCCCACUGCCUGACCCUCCGCGGCCAGCGGCAGUCCAUCAUCGUGGCCGCCAGUUCCCGGUCGGAGAUGGAAAAGUGGACGGAGGACAUCCAGAUGGCCAUUGCCCUGGCAGAGAAAAGCAGUGGGCCCACCCCUGAGCUCCUGGCUAGCAGUCCCCCUGACAACAAGUCCCCAGAUGAGGCCACAGCGGCUGACCAGGAGUCCGAGGAUGAUCUGAGCGCCUCACGGACCUCACUGGAGCGCCAGGCUCCUCACCGUGGCAACACGAUGGUGCACGUGUGCUGGCACCGCAACACCAGCGUCUCCAUGGUGGACUUCAGCAUCGCGGUGGAGAACCAGCUGUCUGGGAACUUGCUGAGGAAGUUCAAGAACAGCAAUGGAUGGCAGAAGCUGUGGGUCGUGUUCACCAACUUCUGCCUGUUCUUCUACAAAUCACACCAAGACAAUCACCCCCUCGCCAGCCUGCCUCUGCUGGGCUACUCACUAACCAUCCCCUCAGAAUCUGAGAACAUUCACAAGGACUAUGUGUUUAAGCUGCACUUCAAGUCCCACGUGUACUACUUCAGGGCUGAAAGCGAAUACACGUUCGAGAGGUGGAUGGAAGUCAUACGAAGUGCUACCAGCUCAGCCUCCCGGGCCCACAUCCUGAGUCACAAAGAAUCUCACCUGUACUGAUGGCUGGACACACUGGCUGUUCCAGCCACGGCUGCUCUCUUGGGAGAUAUAAGGAAGCCUAGCGAAAUCCACACCGGUCUGAACACACUGAAGAUGCGCAGUGGCUCCCGCCCACCUCCCUCCACAGGCCUCUCUCCACACCUGUCUUCUCCAGUACUAAUCUCUCCUGCAGCUGUCUUUCCCCUCCAGGCCUAGGGAUGGGAGGGCUUGUCUUGCCAUUCUCGUGGGGCGCUUUAGCUUGUGCCAGUAUUGAUAUUGUCAUCAAGAGUGCCAAAUGACCAUCUUUGCUCUGCAGGUGCACCCCAGGGCAGGGCCCACGCAUCCGUUCACCUGAGACACAGUGCGCUUUCUUUUCCUAGGGAAGGGUCGCGUUGUCUUUCACCUGCGGACUGCUAUUUUCCAGAAUGGAUUUUUCCAGUGUCUAUAACACAUGGCGCAGUCUUUAAGCAAAUGAGAUCAUUUUCGGAUUUCAUUUCUUUUCCAGUCUUUCUACUUUUAUAAUAAUAGGACGCUGGUAGGACUCACUUUCCUCGACUAAUAAGCAAUGGUGGUGCACUCCAUUCCACCGAGGGGUCUGGCUCCAGGGAAACCUGGUUACCAGACCCAUUUUCUUGGUGGAAGCUGACCAAAUUGUUUGUGAUUCCUAUUUACAAACUGUAGUGGGGUUGUUUUCUGUUAAGAGAAGUGGAUUUCCAGUGCAAUACCUGGGCGUCACUGUCCGUGCGUGGUGUGUACAGUGGGGGCUCUUAGGCUGUGAUGUUUUCCUGUCUGUUUCACAAGCAUGAGAAGCUGUAUGUUGUUGACCGGGGCCAUUUGUGCUGUUACGUUAUGGGGCGUUGAGUGAGCUUCCCGGAGAAGCAUUGUAUGGUCAUGGUACUUAGUCCCAGCCCUGGUGACUGGACCCAGUUCCUCCUGAUGCCAUGGGUUGAACCUGCACACUCUCUAGUAGUCUCUUACGGUGCCUGUCUUCAAGUCUUUCCUUCUAUACUCAUUCCUUCUGGGCAUGGGGUACGGACAGGAGGACAGCCCACGUCCUGUACAGACUCCUCUGGGGACCUGGCUGCCAAACACUACCUAAGCCUCCCAGUGGAAAACUUUGCCUGUUCCCUAGGGUGACUGGGUGGCUGCCAUUCCCUUCAUGCAGAGCCUUCUACAGUGCAAGCUGGCCAGAUCAGCACAGUCCUCACCUGGUGCCCUGCAUCCCAGAAGCAGACCCCCCCAAAGUCAAGGGGCUGUGGCUAGUGUCCAUGACUCACGAUGGAUGAGGAGUGAGAUGUGUUAAUCAUUUGCCUUACAAUGUACCAGAUGGUUCUAAGUACUAACAAAAGGGAAUAAAAAUACCUCAUGCCACAAUCCAGCACACGAAAGUCUGAAGG